AUGGGGGAUCUACCAAGUUAUCGUGUCACGCCGUCACCAGUGUUCUCCAAAACCGGAAUAGAUUUCGCUGGCCCAUUUGUGCUGAAGGAAAGCGGCCGCAAACCGAAGUUCUACAAAGCGUACGUCUGUGUAUUUGUGUGUAUGUCCGUUAAGGCCGUGCACCUGGAACUGUGUACCGAUCUACGAUCCGAAACAUUUCUUGGAGCAUUACAACGGUUCGUGAGUCGACGCGGCCUUCCUAGUGAUCUUUUUUCUGACAACGGCACAACUUUUGUUGGCGCUGACCACGAAUUGGCAAAUUUGAGGAAGCUGUUCGAAGAUCAAAUGCACACCGCGAGGGUAACUGAUUUCUGCAGUGCAAAAGGGAUCACCUGGCACUUCAUACCUCCCAGAAGCCCACACUUUGGCGGGAUCUGGGAGGCUGGAGUUAAAUCGAUGAAGCACCUACUGAAACGUGUCGUUGGAGAAACUCGAUUGACCUACGAGGAAAUGGCAACCUUCCUAGCCGAAGCUGAAGCUGUAUUGAAUUCGCGUCCAUUGUGUCCUCUUUCGGACGACCCAAGUGACUUGGAAGCCUUGACCCCGUCGCAUUUCCUCAUUGGGCGUCCCGGUCAGGCAAUCACCGAGCCGUCGUAUAGUCAACAGAAGAUCAACAGGCUGUCAAGGUGGCAGCACGUGCAGAGUAUGAGAGAACAUUUUUGGAACCGGUGGUCCACGGACUACCUCCACACGUUGCAGACCCGGCAGAAAUGGAAGGAUGGCGUUCUCGAUAUCAAGAUAGGAUCCUUGGUGUUGCUUCGUGAUGAAAAUCUAUCUCCACAGCUGUGGAAAAUGGGCCGUAUCGUUUCAUUGCACCCGGGCAAGGACGGCAUAGUCAGGGUGAUUACCGUCAAAACUUCCAGCGGCGAAUACCGACGUGCAGUGGCGAAGGUGUGCCUGCUGCCAGAUGUUGAAUCGGACGAUCCAAGGGGGGGUGUAUGA
This is a messenger RNA of Aedes albopictus (Asian tiger mosquito), 981 nucleotides long. RefSeq lists its product as uncharacterized. The transcript has a single exon. Gene Ontology annotation, molecular function: nucleic acid binding. The record is from RefSeq and is a predicted model, not a curated record. The coding region runs from base 1 to 981 and encodes 326 amino acids. Gene Ontology annotation, biological process: DNA integration. NCBI's taxonomy places the organism in Eukaryota, Metazoa, Arthropoda, Insecta, Diptera, Culicidae.